Molecule: messenger RNA, 1691 nt
Organism: Purpureocillium takamizusanense
Lineage: Eukaryota; Fungi; Ascomycota; Sordariomycetes; Hypocreales; Ophiocordycipitaceae
Gene: mug86
Product: Meiotically up-regulated protein 86 protein
Exons: 3
Coding region: 476-1315 (279 amino acids)
Cellular component (GO): plasma membrane
Molecular function (GO): acetate transmembrane transporter activity
Source: RefSeq, a predicted model, not a curated record
AGCACCACCUACUUUCGUACAUACAACCCAGCUCGGCCUCAACUUGCCCGACCCUACUUAUAAACGUCCCAUCCUUCCCUCCUCUUCCUCCUCCUCCCCCUCCUCCCCCCCCCUUCUCCGCUCUGCUGCUCCCUACCCCCCAGGUGUUCUUGUCCUCAUCAUCCUUCUGUGACAUCCUCCCCUCAUCACCUACCUACCCGGCCCUCUUGCGUUGCUGGCCCUCGGCCGUCUCGAUCCGCCCGGUGCUCGCUCCCGUCACAGAUAAUACCCACCGGGUCACCAAGCCAGCACGCAUAAUUGCCCUCCUCCCGCUCUCACCACCAUCACAUCACACCACACACGCCCCUCCCCCGAUUGAACCUGGACGGACGCCCCCCGGCAUCCCCGACCCGCAUUCCAGGCUCCGGACGCUACUACUCCUCGAGCGCGCGCGCACGAUAGCACACAGUUUAAAAACUUAUAUACUACUCCCAUCAUGUCGACCGAGCCCGUCGCCGUCAUGCCCCCGACGGCCAACGACGCUGAAAAGGCCCAGUUCGCCUCCAACGGUGCAGACCACGUCCACCGCCAUCACCACCACGACUACUCCCAGAUGACGUCCGGAUUCGCCCAGGCCGAUGCCGGCACCCUCAACCCGGGCGUCUGGAAGCCCUACGAGCACCGCAAGCUCGCCAAUCCCGCGCCCCUCGGCCUGUGCGCCUUUGCGCUCACCACGUUUGUCCUGUCCGCCAUCAACAUGCACGCGCGCGGCGUCUCGGCGCCCAAUGUCGUCGUGCCCCUGGCCUUUGGCUACGGCGGCUUCGUCCAGCUGCUAGCCGGCAUGUGGGAAAUGGCCUGCGGUAACACCUUCGGCGCCACGGCCCUCUCCUCGUACGGCGGCUUCUGGAUCUCGUACGCCAUCCUCUUGACGCCCAACUGGGGCAUCACGGCGCCCACCGGGCCCUACUCGGGCAACACGGGCAGCCCCAUCGGCUUCUUCCUCACCGGCUGGUUCAUCUUCACGACCAUGCUGCUGCUCUGCACGCUGCGCUCGACCGUCGCCUUCUUCCUGCUCUUCCUGACCCUGGAUCUCGCCUUCCUCUUCCUCGCCACGGAGCAGUACGCUCUCGACAUGGGCAACAAGACGGCCGCCCUCGGCCUGCAGAAGACGGGUGGUUUCUUUGGCUUUCUCGCCGCAUUCCUGGCGUGGUACAAUGCCCUCGCCGGCAUCCAGGACAGCAGCAACUCGUUUUUCCAGGUCCCCGUCUUCCACUUCCCCUGGUCCGACAAGGGCCGUGAGCGCCGCGGCAUCAAGACGGAUCGCGAGCAGGCAUGAUGAGGGGGCGGGAGCAAACAUUGCGCCCCUCCCCACAACGUGUGUUGCUGUGUCGUCUUGUGUCGUUGAAUUGUUUGCGCCGCGCUGAGUAAUGAGUCUUGGACAAAUAAACAGGGGAGCGCCCCUUGAAAUGAUACCUAUGCCGGGGGACGGACGGAACUACUGUAUGGUACACGCACCAACCUGACCGACGUGGAAACAAGGCCGUGUCCUGUUGCCGCCGCACAUCGGUUGGCUUGGCCUUGAUGCGUCUGCCCAACACUCACUCCCCAAGGUCGACCAGGGGGAGGGGCUGGAGGGAAACAGCCUUGGGAUGGUAGGGGCGGUAACGUAUAUGAUCCGUACGUAGCCAAUAACUAAUGAUGAGAUUUCUGAU